Trametes versicolor FP-101664 SS1 is the source of this 1053-nucleotide messenger RNA. Its product is annotated as GroES-like protein. Lineage: Eukaryota; Fungi; Basidiomycota; Agaricomycetes; Polyporales; Polyporaceae. Gene Ontology annotation, molecular function: zinc ion binding; oxidoreductase activity. The coding region runs from base 1 to 1053 and encodes 350 amino acids. The transcript is spliced from 8 exons. The record is from RefSeq and is a predicted model, not a curated record.
AUGUCCUCCAUUCCCACUACCAUGCGCGCCGCGGUGUAUCGCCCGGGAAACCUCAACCUCGUCCUCGAGACCGACUUUCCCGUCCCUCAACCCGCUGCGGGGCAAGUGCUGCUCAAGGUCGCAGCCUGUGGGACGUGCCAUUCCGACAUCUUCACGCUCUCGAACACGCUCAUCGAGAACCGUACCUUCAUCAUGGGCCAUGAGACCGCCGGCACCGCCGUCAAGCUCGGUGACAAUGUUACCGGAAUUACGCUAGGGAGCCUGUACGCCGUGCACGCGAUUCUGCCUUGCGCGACCGGUCUCCCGCCGAUUUUGAACAGUGACGGAAUCGGCAUGAAUGGCGGGUACGCCGAAUAUGUCGUCGUAGACCAGCGCCAGCUCGUACCUGUGCCCGACGGCCUCGCGCCCGAGAUUGCCGCGCUUGCGUCGGACUCGCUCAUCACGGCGUUCAAUGCUGUGCACAACGUCGCAGGUCUUCGCCCUGGAACUACGCAGAGGGUGCUCAUCUACGGCAUCGGCGGGCUUGGCCACCAGGCGCUGCAACUCGCGAAGUCAUACGGGGCGACAGUCUUUGCGGUGGACUACAAGCAGGAGGCGCGCGACCUCGCGUUGCAGCUCGGGGCGGACCGUGCGCUGACUCUGGCGGAUAUUGCGAGCGAGACUGCUGCGGGCACGCUCAGCGUCGAUAUUGUCGUGGACUUCGUCGCCAACGAGCAAUCGUUCGGGUUUGGAAAGGCCGUUCUGAAGGGCGACGCUUUGAACUUCACUGCGCCGCCUGGAAAGCUGGUCCUGGUUGGUGUGAGCACGGAUAAUUUGCCUUUGAACUCCGCAGAGGUCCUGGUAUCUAACACGCUGAUUCUUGCGGCCCUCUAUGGCUCCCUCGACGACCUCAGGGCGUCUUUGGACCUUCUCUCGCAGGGCGUAGUCAAACCGGUCGUCAACACCGUCCCGCUCGAGGACGUCGUGGAAGUUUUCAACGACUUGAGGGCCAGCGCCGUUACCGGACGCACGGUCCUUGUCCCCACCCUGCCGCCUCCGACUGUUGCGAAGUAG